GCCAUCGUAUACCUACUUCCUACCUCCUAUCCUGUUACCCUCCUAUGCUGUAAUACGGACUACUAGGCCACCUCAUUCUAGAUUGAUCACCUACUAUGUCUAUGUAUACGUCUCCCUUUAAUUGAUCUUCCUCAACUUUAAACCAUUUCACGUAAAUGCGAUGCGCCCACUACUGCCACUAAAUAGCCCUUAAUAAUUCCCACCGACCGAGUCCAGAUGAAUACCGUUGACGAUGCGCAACUCGGCGCAUCUCCUAUUAUCGUGUCACAAGAUGAAACGAAACGAGACUCGAACGAAGCGACAAUUAGAUCUAAUGGCAACCUCCAAAGCCGUCCGACGAAUCCGAAGAAGCGAGACGCCGAUACAUCGUCGUCGUCCUUACCGUCUUUACCGUCAUCAACUACUCAACAAGAUAUCGUUACCAAAAUAUUACAAUUUUUGUCCACAGCAACCCCUGGAACCAUCGCUGCAAUUGCAGUUGGACUUGCUGCUAUAACAUACUUUAUCCUCGGACAGAUUGGUCUAUUAUUAAUUGGAGCUGUCGCUGGCAUAAUACUAUUCGCGACAUGGGAAUCUCAGCAUCCUGAAGUGUCGAGAGCGAUCCGGGGUGAAAAGGGCUACGACUUUUUGGAACGCAUCUUGGAAUCUACACACACGAAAUCCGUUACCAAGGCCGAACAGAAUGGCGAGCAAGACGAGCAAACCCUAGCCGGGCCUUUCGAUGACUUUCAACCUGAGACACGACAGGCACUAAAUGCUCUUGUCGACGCAGUCAUUCGUGAUUAUGUGGACUGGUGGUACGGUCCGAUCAUACCAUCAGACAAGUCCUUUCCUCUCUCUUGUAGAAAGGUAUUUGUCAAGUUCGUACUAUCCAUCUCUAACCAAUUGAGCCGCAAGCGACCCGCCGAUGCAUUCGUCGACUUUCUCACACACUCGUGUUCUAUCAUCAUCGUUUUCUUAUCCGAAAUGGCAUCUGCUUACUCGGAACUCCCUUCCGAUACGAAUUUGACUGCGGCGGAUGCUAUAUAUAACUACCUUGCCUCAAAUACCGAGGCCCCGUUAUCCAACCUGCUCAAUCAGAGACAACAAGCAGGAAAAUUCAAGAUUGUCGCUGAGGAUUUACUCGGCUUCCUAGAUAGGUCCGCUUAUGAUUGUGAUCCUGCUAGAGUCUUCUUAAGAGAGAUACUUGCCACCAUCGUCCUUGAGGGUACUCUGCAAACUUGUUCUAAAGCAGAAUGGAUAAAUGCUUGGAUAGUGUAUCUUCUCGAGUCCGGGGAGACAGACCUGUCGCAAGCUAUCGACGAUGCAAUCCAGGAUCAGAAGGCCUUUGGCGAUGUUGACGGUAAUGUUGGGAACAUCGGUCUCUCCAGGGGCAACCGUAACUCCUACGAAAUGGAUCGGGCUCGUCGCAAAGAGUCUACACAUAAGAAGCAGUUGUCUAAGGCUGACGAAGAAAUGGAAAGGGCCAUGGAAGAGAUGAAGAGGCUCAACGAAAUGAUCGCCGAAGCUGAUAAAGUUAAGGGAGCAUCGAAUAGGAACUCCCUAGAAAACAAUGUCCAAGAGCCUGACUCAAAGAACAACGAGAAGCCGAAUAGACCUUCCUUAGAAAAACCUAAGGAUCCGGAGUCGGAUUUCGGAGUUGGAUUUAAAGAGUCAACAUUAGGCAAAGCUGGUGAUAAGGAGGAAUUGCUCAGGUCUCCUAUCUCUCCUAGGUCAACCAUAGAUAACCCAGGUUAUAGUUCAUCGCCAGCCAACGGAGAAAGGGGACAGCCUCAUCGUCGUUUUACAAGUUUUGAUCAAAUAGUUCCACCAGCGAGAGAAGACCCCGAAGACAGCGAAUCACGUAACCCUCCGCCCUUGACACUCCAUAAUGCCACAGUUACCAUUCAUGACGAUGCAGGCAAUGACAAGGGCCGACUUCGAUCCAAGCCUUCCUGGGAAUAUCUACUUCAGAUCGAGCCUGCAACUUCGCAUUACCCAGGCUGGAUGGUAAUGAAAACAUAUCUCCAAUUCGAGGGCCUCCACGAAAGCCUAAGAAGAAUUGCAACGAUCUCGGGCUCUACGGCAUUUCUUGAAGCUUUCACUACCUUCCCGAGUUGGAAAGUCCACACAAGGACAUCAUUGCGCGGUGAGAUAGAAAGAUAUAUGCGGACGGCUUGUGCUGAGAAGGUGCUGGCCGAGUCUGAAGCCUUUAAGCGUUUCCUUGACAAAGGCCAAGAAACGCGAAUGGGUAAUAGAGGGUUUUCCUUCGAAUCAGUGGGGAAGGGCAUGCUUGAUGUUAUUCAGAACGCACCCAAGGGUGCUUUGGAUAGCGGAAAGGUUUUCGCUGGCGGAGUUACCGGCGUUUUCGGUAACAUUGGUCUUGGGCCGAGGAAGUCAACCAAUUCCUCCUUGAACGAGCAUCAGAUCAAGGACGCUAUCAAAACGCAAAGCCCUACCAGCACUCGUCCGCUGUCCAUGUCAUCUCUCCCGAGGAUGGAUAGUACCUCAUCGGUGAAUGGGUCGGGGAAAUCUAGAGACAGUAUGGAUAGCCAGAGAUCGUCUGUGAUUUCGGUUCAGCCUGGGAAAAUAGCCCCUAUGGAACGACGCCCCAGUAUCCAAGUAGACGUAGAGCAAGACAGUCUUCACCCAGCAAGGGCCGAUCGAUGGGAACGUAGUUCGAUUAGUGCAACUAGUAGUAGAGUACAUAGUCGCGCCUCGAGCGCUGCUGCGCUACGCUCUCCUCUGCGAUCUCCGUCCGAGCUGAGCUUUACGAACAUCAAGUUACCACCUCCGCCGGAUGAGAUUACAGAUGACUACGGUUCACCUUCAAGCACGCGCCUGAGCGUUGACGGAAAUUCAAGGUUUAUGUCUGCUGCAUACAACACCCCACCGACUCGAUCGUCCGGCUCAGUUCAGCCAGAAAAACCAACACCGAGUAGCAUACAUGCCAAACGCCUUAGUAAGCAAUAUGCGCCACUAUCGGAGCAGGAGACUCGUGUAGCCGUCGAGCUUCUUUUCGCCGUGAUCAACGAACUUUACACCCUAUCGUCAGCCUGGAACAUUCGGAGGACACUUUUGACGGCGGCAAAGUCCUUCCUUCUACGACCGGGCAACCCGGCACUCAUGUCUAUCCAAUCCCUAGUUCAAGAGUCUGUUCUUGAGGCAAACACGUCGGAUACCGGCAUCGCUACGCAUUUGCGUAAACUGCGGGAAAAUUCUCUGCCUACAGAAGAAGAGCUCAAAGGUUGGCCAAAGGAGAUGACAAUUGAAGAAAAGGAGGAGUUGAGGGUUAAGGCGAGGAGGCUAUUUAUACAAAGCGGAGUCCCAACUGCGCUGAUGGGGAUCAUGGGGCAGUCGGCUACAAGUGAAGCACUUGGCCGCAUCUUCGACUGCCUCCAGAUCGAAGAGGUCUCCAGAGGCCUCUUCUUCGGGAUUAUGUUGCAAGCAGUGCGAGUUGUCACACACUAGGAUUGAUUCUUAUGGGCGUUAUACAACGAAGCAGGCGUAUAGUAAGAGGGGAAUAGGGGUAUCAGAAACGGAUGAUGGGAUGUUUACACGAUUAAGAGUAUUCUCCCUUACCGCGACGAUUGAUGCAUCUCAAGAUGUAUGAAUAUCAUACGACAGGUUGUACGAGCAUAAUACGAGUUGCGAGGACAGGAACAAGAACAGGAACAGGAAUAUAAUAUUUCCAAGGAGGCUUUGGGAAUCGACGGGUUGCCAACUACCAACCAAGUUAACAAAAUACCUAACUACCAACUAAUCAUGAGGAAAUGAUAUUAUUAAUUAAUCUACCGACAAAAGAACAUAUCCCGAACGGGCUUUGACGAACUUGUUUUGUU
Annulohypoxylon maeteangense is the source of this 3821-nucleotide messenger RNA. Its product is annotated as PXA domain-containing protein. Gene Ontology annotation, molecular function: phosphatidylinositol binding. Gene Ontology annotation, cellular component: intracellular membrane-bounded organelle. NCBI's taxonomy places the organism in Eukaryota, Fungi, Ascomycota, Sordariomycetes, Xylariales, Hypoxylaceae. The record is from RefSeq and is a predicted model, not a curated record. The transcript has a single exon. The coding region runs from base 217 to 3450 and encodes 1077 amino acids.